Thrips palmi is the source of this 1233-nucleotide messenger RNA. RefSeq lists its product as uncharacterized. The transcript has 4 exons. NCBI's taxonomy places the organism in Eukaryota, Metazoa, Arthropoda, Insecta, Thysanoptera, Thripidae. Bases 204 to 1202 code for a protein of 332 amino acids. The record is from RefSeq and is a predicted model, not a curated record.
AGAAGGCAGUGACUGAGCGCCCGCCACACGAGUUAACGCGUGUAAUAUCCUUUCGUCUGAUCGACUCGGACAUUCGUGCUGGGAGUUAAAAGUUUCGUCUUAAGGAAAGUGCUUGCCGAUGGCAAGUAUCGCAGAAGAAACCCGGUACACCGUGGUCCCAAAGGCUGAAGACGCGUCCUAGACCUCUAUUCCGGCCUUCCACCAUGCCGACGGACCACUACCUGUCGUGGGCGCUGGACACGGAGGCCGACGACGUGCACGAAGUGUUCCUCUCCGGCAUCCACCCUUCGCUCGUGGACGACGACCUGGCGCUCUGCGUGAAGCUGGAACGGGUUGCGGCGACGGUGCAGGACGCCCCUCGCGGGACACGUGAAUCCCCCGAGAAAGUGCGGCUGGGGGUCUGCAGCGACGACGAUGGCGACGACGAGGAGUUCCUGGACGCGGUGCGCGGCCAGUGCCUUGCGGACGGCGUGCUGUUCCGCCACGACGCCAGCCUCUGGGCCGACGGCGGAGAUGAGGCGCCCGCGGACGCCGAGGCCACGCCCACUCCACUGCAAACGGCUGGCUGUGGCGCGCCGCUCUCCGAAGUGCGACUCCCAGAGCUCGAGCGAUUGUCGAUGGACGUCGUUGACGAAUCUGACGAGAACGGGAUCGGAAUUGAUGCCGGUUGUCUCGGCAUUUGCGAGGAACCUUCCGAAAUGAGGGAAUCUGGAAGUGACGUCAGCGAGAUGUGUCAGGGACGCGGUCUGGAGCCCAUGGACUGCGUCCCAGGCGGCUCAUCAUCGCCUGGCUGUUACCUUGCCCCCGAGGCAGUCGAAGAGGUGGUCGUGUCCCUCACCACUCCACUGGAAACCUCACCUGGCUCCGAGGGCUGCACCAGUGUCCUUGACCAGGCGUCGGAGGACCAUUUGGCUCUCGUGGACAAUGGGCGUGGAGAUGCCCCUCGUGAAGAAGUAUGCCGGAGGGAUUCCUUUUCAGCGGAGUCACCUGCUGGUGAAAUCUCUUCAGGGGAAUCUUCUCAUAAGAAUGUUGUGACUCACGAGCUUUGUCAGGAAGACCCUUCGCAAGAAGAUUUACUGCAAGAGGACUCGUUACUGGAAGGCCCUUCACUGCAAGGACCUGCACCAGCGGACCUGUCACAAGUAGACUCUUCUCAAAAGGGCCUUUGCCAGAAAACCCUCCAUAUGAGGACCCUUUUGUAGAAGGCUCUUUGCUUCAAGAACCUUUGCCAGA